AAAUAUUUCACUAUUUCCUGGAGAACAUAGAGGAGCAUCACAUUUCCCACAGCGCAAUCUGGGAGCAACCAGUGAAACCAGCUCCCAGGAUGUCUGGCUAUUCUGAGCACAGGGAGCUGGAUAGGAUCUCCAUGGAGAUGAACCAACUGUCAUUCAGGAGGCAGCAACUGAUCGACCGCAGGAACAUGCUGACCAUCCUGCAGGAGUUCAGGAACCGCUCCAACCGCAAUAGCACAGCAGAGGGCUCCAAGCAGCAGACUGAGAUUCAAUGCAUUGAUCAGGAACUGCAGGAGCUGUCUGAGAAGAAGAGAGCGCUGCAGGAAAGCCAAGAUAACAUUCUCCAUUCCAAGGACCAUAGAAAAGAGUGCAUCAUCAGUCAGGGGGGCGUGUCUGUUCUCCCUGACCCCUCAGUUGUCUUUGUUGAAGCUCCACCCUCUAUACCAGCUCCGGAGGUGAUCAUGGACAUCCAGAAACUUCCUCCCUGCUCAUCUCAGACCCAGUGCCCACAGUGUCGACAGUUCAUCACCACAGAGAUUGUCACUUCAAUAGGCAAUGUGGCCUGUCUGGUCUGUGUCACAAUGUCUGUACUUGGCUGUGUGGCUGGCUGCUGCCUUAUCCCUUUCUGCAUUGAUAACUUCAAAGAUGUCACGCAUAGAUGUCCUAAGUGUCGAAGUUCAAUAAUCACCAUCAAAAAGCUCUGAGGUAAGAGCCCACAUGUACAUAGAGACUAAUAAACAGGUCUCAGACUGGGCUUGGAGAUCUCCCCUUGUGAUGAUGAGACAUCUAUCAUGCAUCUGAGGUGACCCAUUUGGGGUUCAGUAGACACCCUGUCCCAUCAUGCAGGUACAGGACAGCAGUGGAUGAGGAGGACAUGGACAAUGAAUGUUGAAUGGAGCCAAGCCAUAGUGAAACAUGUUCUGCUGAGUGAGAAGUGAUCAUAAAUUCCCAACAACUGUACUGUGGUCAGUGUCACUCCCAUCACUCCUGUGAUGACGAUGUAGUCAUACUGUGAGAACUGUGGCUGCAUCCUGUACAUUUUAAGUUAGUGUGUAUGACAUUCAAAUCAAAUGUAUUUAUAUGGCCCUUCUUACAUCAGCUGAUAUCUCAAAGUGCUGUACAGAAACCCAGCCUAAAACCCCAAACAGCAAGCAAUGCAGAUGUAGAAGCACGGUGGCUAGG
This is a messenger RNA of Salmo salar (Atlantic salmon), 1179 nucleotides long. The record is from RefSeq and is a predicted model, not a curated record. Lineage: Eukaryota; Metazoa; Chordata; Actinopteri; Salmoniformes; Salmonidae.